AUGAAGAACAUAUCAGUUCAAUCUUUCAAACUGGUACUACAGCAAUGCUUUGGUUCCAAGUCUAUACCAAAAAAGAUUGCCAUUGGAUUAUCAGGUGGACCAGACUCCAUGCUACUCGUGUGGCUAUUACUGAAAUACAAGUCAUAUAUGCAAGAUGAUACUGUAGAACUACAUGCAAUUACUAUAGAUCACAAUUACCGGCCUGAAUCGACAAUCGAGGCGGAGCAAAUAUCACAAGUAAUGCAACGAUGGAAUGUUAAACACACCAUUAAAAAAUUGAACUAUAACGUCGACCCCAAGACUAUCGCCAACUUCGAAGAAGUGGCUAGAACAAAGCGUUAUGAAGCCAUCAGGUCAAUAUGUAACACACUUGGCAUUUCGAUCGUGGUGUUGGGACAUCAUUGUGAUGAUCAGGUAGAAACAUUUGUUCAACGGCUUCAAGGAAACUCCUCAAUCUUCGGCUUAGCUUGCACGAGGCAAGUUUCUAAUAUCCCUUUAACAGAGGACCUUGACCCAUCACAGUUGUCGACUUUUUCCCCGGUAAGGUUGGUGAGACCUCUUUUAGCUUUUGAAAAGAAGACAAUAUUAUCUACUUGCAAGUUGAAUGGAAUUCCCUAUGUGGUUGAUCCAACAAACAAUGACACUAAACUAACGCGACGAAACUAUUUGAGAAAUUUAUUUGGAAGAUUGUUGCCCCAAAUGAUGGUUGAUUUUGGAUCUCAAGAAGGAAAAAGCUGCUCUGGCGUUGCGGAAGUAGCGUCAACAUGUUUUCCUUAUAAAUCAAUUACCAAGGACGAGCUAGCCAAGUCUCAACAAGAAUGUGCUCGCCUUGCGCAGCAGUUUGAGCUGAAAGCAUAUAGACUUUAUCGGCAGUUAUUACGACAACACAAAUUUUCAGAAUCACCUGAAUUCGGAUCACUACAGAUGAAGCUUCCCAAGAAAUGCUUAAUUGGAUACAACAAGAUCAUUACAAGCAAAUUCCUUUACCAGAGACUAUACCCCUACUCAACUUUGAACCACUACCACUGGGCAUAUGCAAAGCUCGAGAGGGGUCUUUUGCCAAAGUUGGAACUGUUUUUAUUAAGCUCAAGGUCAGCGGUAGUAAGGUAUUCCAUCAUGAAUUUGAUUUUUGAAGUGACAAAUAAUGACAGUGCUUCUGAGGUUGAAAUAAGUAUCACAAGAGCUCCACUAACUCGAACUGAGUUGAAAAUUAGUUCGUUCGAGGUAGCAAUAAACCAAUAUUGGUCCCAGUGGUAUCUUUAUGACAAGAGAUUCUGGUUACGUUUUAAGUCACUUGAAGAGACGGACAGUGUUAUCACCAUUGGCCCAUACUUACACAAGAUUCAUUCCUCAAUUGUCAGUAAAAGCCUAAAGGCGAAUAGUGUAGUUAACAUUGACAAAACACUCGACACAUUGCCAGCCAUAUUUCAAAAUGGCAGAAUUGUGGCUUUCCCAACAUUGCAUAUUGCCGACACUGCGAUUAAAACUGAGUGGGCUCUUAAAUCAAACAAAUAUGACUUUGUAGAUCUAACUAUAUCGUAA
Molecule: messenger RNA, 1542 nt
Organism: Lodderomyces margitis
Lineage: Eukaryota; Fungi; Ascomycota; Pichiomycetes; Serinales; Debaryomycetaceae
Exons: 1
Coding region: 1-1542 (513 amino acids)
Biological process (GO): tRNA processing
Molecular function (GO): ATP binding; ligase activity, forming carbon-nitrogen bonds
Source: RefSeq, a predicted model, not a curated record